GACGGCAGUCUGAGCGGGAGCGAGGGUGCGCUUGCGGAAUCGCAGAAACCUCGUCUCUUGGCGAUUGAAACGGUCGGGUCGAUGAAGAAUUGACAGGGUCCAAGACGUCCACCGCCAAUUCGCCCUGGCGGUUCUGCCACCUGCCCACCCACCUCUCGCUCGAAAAUUUGUGGUGGCUUAUCGGGGCUUAUCGAUUGGGCUGGCCCACCACUGCCCGUUCCAAGGUUCCAGACGACCAGUGCCGGUAGUAGGUAGGAGCAGUAACUACUAGGUAGCACCUCCAUCCAGUGGCGCGUCAUGGAUCGACUUUUAUAAGCUUCCACCACGUCCAGCUGGCGACCAGGACCAAAACGACACCUCUCGCCACGGGGACACUGCCAUCCCCUACCUAUCGGUGCAUUGUCUUUGCAGACAGGCGCCAUGAGCUGGAAACAUGACUAAGGGCUUCCCUUCCUGGCUGAUCGGAAGCCGCUCCGUCGCAGCGAUCCAGCCUCCUCGAAUUGCGGGCGGCUUCGGCUUCAUGCGCGGCAAGCUCCUGCAGAUCCCAGGCCGAUUAUCGCCAUCCGCGGCGGCAUUUCAACGAUCAUCGUCAUAUCGAAGCUUACACGACCUAUAUAGGCCUUCUUUGGGGCUCGCACAUUCCGUCUCUUCGUCGAGGCGCCUUGAGCCGCCCAGAUGGGCGCCCCCGGUUGCCGAUGAACGCAACGGCCGCGGCUCCAGCGUUGGUUCAAAAUGGCGCUUGCAACACCGCUCAUACGCCUCAUACGAACAAAAACAUACCCCGAAGCCGAAUCCGGAUAGGCAAUCGACACCACUCGGUCAUGACGAUAAGCAUGCCAAACUCGCGACGGGCCCGGGGGACGUAGGUGGUCCCAACGCUGAGCCUGAGUCGAUCGCCGCCUCCGUAUCCAAGUACCUUCAUCUGCCCAAGAUGCCGCAUAGACCUUCCAAGGAGGAGCUCUUGGCUGCUGCCAACGGUUUCUGGGAACGAGUGCGGGUUCGGUUCAAGUGGAUGUCUAUCAGAAGCAUGAGGCCCUGGAACGCUGAUGAGUGGGGGGCAUUUGUGUCGUGGUUCAUGCUUGGCCACCUGGUGUGGAUUCUUGUCGGGACCACGACAUUCUUCUCGCUGCUCAUCUUCUCCAUCAAUACGGUGUUCGCUCAAGAAACACUAGCAAAAUGGGUCGGCGACUACCUGACCCAGUCCGCCGGCGUGACGGUGGUUUUCGAGUCGGCUAUUGUACCCAAAUGGAAAAACGGCGUGAUAGCCUUUCGCAACGUCUUCGUCUCGAGGCGCCCCGGGCAGAUCGAGUCGUCAGUAAGCAAGGGAUCGUCCGACGCCGCUGCGGUUGCUGCCGCAGGCCGACAGGCUCAGCUUGCUGGCUCGGAUGACGCAGAAGACGAUGGAAACUACACCCAGUUUGACGUGACCAUCGCCAAUGUCAACGUCACGCUGUCCUUUAUCAAUUGGUGGAGCGGCAAGGGUCUCCUGAAAGACGUCGAGGUCACCGGGGUACGCGGAGUCCUCGAUCGGACCUCGGUCGUGUGGCCCGUGGAGCAAGUCGACCCUCUUUCCUAUCGACAUACCCACGAACCCGGGGACUUUGAGAUCGAGUCGUUCAAACUCGAAGAUCUCCUCCUGACCAUCCACCAACCAAACGGCUUCCGGCCGUUCUCCGUCAGCAUCUACUCGUGCGAGCUGCCACAGCUACGAAAACAGUGGCUUUUUUAUGACUUCUUGUCGGCCAAUCACAUGUCGGGGUCAUUCGACGGGUCUUUGUUCACGAUUCACCCUCGACAGGUUCAUGGUGUGGUGUCGAGCAAUGGCCAGGGGGCCAUGCUUGGCGUGGGAGAGCCUAGUGCCUGGAAAAAGUUCAGCAGGCUGAGGAUAGACGGCCUGAAAAUCGAUCAUCUCAACCGUGGUGUGGAGGGUCCUUUUGGAUGGAUCUACGAAGGCAACGUCGACAUUGUUGCCGACGUCAUGUUCCCGGCCGACACGGAUGAAGGCAUCACGAAAGUCAUGUCUGACUUUUACGACCAACUAGAGGAAGCCGUCAUCUCGAAUCGGGCUCGCUUCCUGCAAAAGGCCGCGGACACGGCGCCGGAUAUCUUACGGUCUGGCCACCUGUCUGAAGCAUCUGGCCAGGCCCUUGACGAGCAGCCGGUUGAAGAUGGUGGCGAGGGCGAGCAGGAGGAAGAGGACCGCCGGUACCUCAUCAUGGACAUGCGGAUUCACCUCAACGACGUCAAGGCAGCCGUGCCGCUUUUCACCCGCGACAUAUCCUACAUCAACCAGGCGCUCGUGCGGCCCAUUGUCGCCUACAUCAACGCCAAGAAGACGUAUAUACCCAUCGCUUGCCGCAUCGUCAAGCGACUCAGCGACUUUGACGGCAGCUGGACCGUGUUCGACUGCGGCCUCAUGGACGACGCGUCGGCGGAGUCGUACGAGGCGUUCGCAAAGGACGUCGAGGACCAGCAGAGCCGCGUCCGGCGCUUCAAAAAGGUGGGCUUCUGGACGCUCUCGCUCGCCGUGCACGCUCUCUUCAUGGGCAUGGCGGGCAACGUGGUCUAAAAGUGUCGCGGCGUCAUUCACCAUCAUCAGGCCGCCACGCUUGACAUGGAUGGCAUUUUCUCUACUCUUGGGUUGCUUGUGAGGAGGCGCGAGGUGGCGGCCGGCCAUGGCGUGGUUGCCGCAACAGGCGUGCGAGGAACAUGUACAGCAACAAUAGGUGGGACUGAGAGCUCGUGCUCUUGACAGGCGUUUCUGCAUGGCGUUUGGGCGAAUUAGCACGUCUCCCGCGUAUGCUUGGAAGGCGUAAUCAUGACUGGCGUCUGUAUAGUAGGGUCGAGUGUGGGCAAUGGCUUCUUUAGUGAUCUGAUACCCUAGCUUUAUACGCGCUGACACGAACAUGAAUUCAAUAAUGAAGCUGUCCUUCAAA
This is a messenger RNA of Purpureocillium takamizusanense, 2936 nucleotides long. RefSeq names its product Mitochondrial distribution and morphology protein 31, mitochondrial precursor (gene MDM31). Bases 434 to 2569 code for a protein of 711 amino acids. Gene Ontology annotation, cellular component: mitochondrial inner membrane. The record is from RefSeq and is a predicted model, not a curated record. Gene Ontology annotation, biological process: mitochondrion inheritance. The transcript is spliced from 2 exons. Lineage: Eukaryota; Fungi; Ascomycota; Sordariomycetes; Hypocreales; Ophiocordycipitaceae.